AUGGAUGUUCAGUCCAGGGAACUCACAGUGACUUACAAAAUUGUCCCACCGCCAUCUGCGGUAGCUCCUCCUUCCCUCUCGCAGGAGACAACUCAUAGGUUCCCUAUCCCAUCUCUACCUGACUUGGAAUCUCAGGAGGACUCGGAGCUAAAGAAAUAUUAUACAUCUCUGCGAACGUCGAUUGCAGAAGCUCGAACAAAACUCGGAGAAGAGUUGACUGCUUGGAGGGAUGCGGUAGGAAAUGCAGAACUUGGAAAAGAAAAAUCUGUAAAAACCGAAGUCGACGAUGAAGGAGAGGAAGAGGAGAACACAGAGGAAUGA
Suillus discolor is the source of this 321-nucleotide messenger RNA. RefSeq lists its product as uncharacterized. The record is from RefSeq and is a predicted model, not a curated record. The transcript has a single exon. NCBI's taxonomy places the organism in Eukaryota, Fungi, Basidiomycota, Agaricomycetes, Boletales, Suillaceae. The coding region runs from base 1 to 321 and encodes 106 amino acids.